This is a messenger RNA of Pochonia chlamydosporia 170, 531 nucleotides long. RefSeq names its product cupin domain-containing protein. The record is from RefSeq and is a predicted model, not a curated record. NCBI's taxonomy places the organism in Eukaryota, Fungi, Ascomycota, Sordariomycetes, Hypocreales, Clavicipitaceae. Bases 1 to 531 code for a protein of 176 amino acids. The transcript has 4 exons.
AUGGCACACUCUGUUCAAUGCUACUUUUUGUCCCCAAACAAAGAUGUGCCAAAUAAUCCGAUGCCGGUGCUGCAUUACCGCGGGGUAUUGCCGAUAGAUGCUACCGAAGAUGUAGUUACAGAAUUUCUUACUGCAAAUACCUGGGAAAAGAGAGGAGCCUGGGGCCACAUCGGCAUUCGCCAUUUCCAUCCCAAUACCCACGAGUGCUAUGGGAUUGUCAGCGGCCGUUCUACAAUGCUACUCGGCAAAAUUGAAGACGGCGCCGGGGUUAAGGUCAAGGUGCAGAAGGGAGAUGUAAUCGUUCUUCCAGCCGGAACAGCGCAUUCCAGCCUUGAGAGCGCGCCAGACUACUUUUAUAUCGGCGUCUAUCCACGACGUCAUCCCAAAUGGGUCAAUGAGCACGGCAAGAAGCCAGCGACCCAGUUUCGCACUACCAUCAGAGCGGUUGAGAUGCCAGAAGAGGAUCCAGUCUAUGGCAAAGACGGGCCACUUUUGAAAUUGUGGAAUCCGCAGAAUUUGGCAAAGUUAUAA